Molecule: messenger RNA, 1754 nt
Organism: Exaiptasia diaphana
Lineage: Eukaryota; Metazoa; Cnidaria; Anthozoa; Actiniaria; Aiptasiidae
Product: ezrin
Exons: 1
Coding region: 30-1232 (400 amino acids)
Cellular component (GO): cytoskeleton
Source: RefSeq, a predicted model, not a curated record
ACGUUAUCAGAAAGGUGUAUAAAUAUGAGAUGGAAAGCUACCACGAUAUAUAUAUAUUACAAUACCUUGGAAUUGAURGUGUGCUGCCAGGAAGAACAGCAAUGAAAUACCGUAUCAACGUYCCCGGCACGUCACUUCGUUCACGAUCAGUUACUUUUAAGGUUGUUCUACUCGAUAAUAGUGAACUUGCUAUUAAAUUCGACAGGAAGAAAGUCUUGUGCUCUGAAUUGUUUGAAAAAGUCUGCGAUCAAGCCAAGAUAUCGCCUCUGUAUCGAAAGUACUUUGGUAUAAAGUACRUCAACAGUGAAGAUGCCAAACCAAGUUGGCUUCAUCUUGAAGAAACCAUUAAGUCAUCUUUAACAAUCACAGCAGUUUUUCAAUUUGCCAUCAAAGUGUUUCCCAAAUCAAUCAAUGAUGUGAUAGAAGACCCAAUCUUCCUCAAACAUGUCGUAUAUCAAAUCAAGUACUUGUUUCUUCAUGGCAAGCUUCGUACAUCAAUCCAAGAACAUGCAAUUCUUGACAGCUACUUUGCACAAGCUAUUUUAGGUGAUUUCAACACAAAGAAACACAAUCGUGGAUACCUUGAAUCAAAACUUGGUUCUMAUUUYUAUUCAGCGCMAUCAUCACUCAAYUCAGAUGGUGAAGUUAGCGCUGCAGCGUAUGAACGAAAGGUGACUUACAUGCAUAAGAAUCAYCAUGSAAUGACAARWGAUGAGGCUCUUAUAGAAUACCUUAAUCUUAGCAUCAGUGUAUUUGGCUACGGUGCKUUCAYAUACAAAGAKGCAGUUGAUUUGAACGAUAAGGAAUUCAUUCUUKCUAUUUCACAACGAGGGAUCCAGAUCUUCCUACCURAUCACUUUGGUGAACCAGACGAGAUUGUGCACGAGUACCCUUGGGAUGUUGUUACCUCCAUUAUGAGCGAUGGUUCAAGAUUUCUUUUCUCUGUUUGUUCCAAGUCAGGAGGGCAGCGAUCUAACUCUUUACAGACGCACAGUUUUCGGUUCCCGGGAUACUACGGACAUUUGCAGGCUCAAAGGAUUGAAAAGGACGCAAUUAAUCACAGGAACUUUGUCAUUGGGCCGCAAAUUACUGGCAAACGACAAACAAGAAGCAAGUCAUUGGAUGAUAUUUCGAAAGGUUUGGAACGACUUCUUCCUGGCAGGCAGAUCGAUAGAAGACUUGUCCAGUCAUUCAAACUACAAAAAAGAUUAUAUGGAUCAAUAGCAGAGUGACAGCUAUACACACUUGAUGGAGCCUGGGUACAAGUUUCAUGUACAUCAAAGUCUACAAGAAGCGUUUCCCUACGAGAAAUAUACAUUAUAUAUCGACUUAAAUUAUUUUAUAGUUUUAGAAGGCCAAAUUAUUCUAAUCUUUACCGACAUACAAAAACAUUUUAGGGCACAUUAAGGUAGUUUCRUGCUUCUGUUUGUCAGGUAGGAAGCAAUCUUUCUUUCCUUGAUGGGCAUGAACUGUUUUACCGUUAGUUUCCGUUUGAAGUACACUAGUUCAUUAUUGUAGAUUAUGUACUUGUUAGUAUAAACCUAUCAUUGUAAAUGAAUAAGCUUUUGAAUUGUGCGUUAUUGUGAGUUGAUUUGAGACGGGUUAUAAUCACAACUAUCAACAAAUCUUCGUACAGGAAGAAAUUCUGAUGGCAAAGUAGAAAUAUAUCAAUAUAUCACGAAAAACAUUGGAUUGUUCUAAUAAAAAAUUGCACCAUAUAGAUUUCUUUGUUUAAUUUGAUUUUGAAAUAAAAA